Molecule: messenger RNA, 1135 nt
Organism: Scomber japonicus (chub mackerel)
Lineage: Eukaryota; Metazoa; Chordata; Actinopteri; Scombriformes; Scombridae
Product: B2 bradykinin receptor-like
Exons: 2
Coding region: 56-1114 (352 amino acids)
Biological process (GO): smooth muscle contraction; neutrophil chemotaxis; immune response
Cellular component (GO): membrane
Molecular function (GO): bradykinin receptor activity
Source: RefSeq, a predicted model, not a curated record
UGGAGCAGUGCAGACAGGCAUCUGGACAUUUCAUAUCUAGAUUCACUCAGCAGGAAUGACUCUUCAACCUACAAGCAUCCCAGACUUCAGCACCACAGCUAUAUAUGGGCACCAAAACAACACCAAUGACAGUCAUUGUCCCAAUGAAGAUGACUGGGAUUGGCUCUACAGCAUGCAGCCAGUGUAUAUGCUGCUCAUCACUGUGCUAGGAGUCAUAUUUAAUAUGUUUGUCCUGAUGGUUUUCUGCCUCCACAAGAAGCCCUGCACCGUGGCUGAGAUCUACUUGAGCAACUUGGCUGCUGCUGACCUUGUCCUGGUAUCUUGUCUGCCCUUUUGGGCUGUCAGUGUGUACAACGGUUUUAACUGGCCCUUCGGACAGUUCCUGUGCAAAGUCGUCAAUGUGGGCAUCAACAUGAAUGCCUACUGCAGCAUAUAUUUCCUUGUUUUGGUUAGCAUAGAUCGUUAUGUGGCACUGGUGCAUACGAUGUCCCAUGGAAGAAUGCGCAGGCCGAAAUAUGCCAAACUGGGCUGUCUGCUGGUAUGGAGCUUCGGCUUACUCCUCAGUGUCCCCGCACUCAUUUUCAGGGUAGUAAAACAUAUACCUGAGUAUAAAGCUCAUGCAUGCAUGCUGCAAUACCCAAACCACACUGUAGAGCUGCUCUAUGAUGGGAUGUUGAUCGUUUUAAGUUUUAUCAUCCCCUUUUCAAUUAUUUCAUUCUGCACUGUCAAGAUUAUUCAGGCUUUGAAGAACCAGACAGUAGAGAGGUUCAAUGCUGUGAGAACAGAGCAGAAGGCUACCAUUCUAGUGUUGGUCGUCCUCCUAGCCUUCCUGAUAUGCUGGGUGCCUUUUCAUGUGGUCACCAUACUGGACGUUAUAAUGAGAGCUGAUGUCCUGAGAGGGUGUCACCUCACCGCAGCCCUAGAAAUCUGCAACCAGGUCUUCACUUACUUAGCCUUCCUCAACAGCGCUCUUAACCCAAUCCUGUACGUCAUUGUGGGGAAGAACUUCCGGAAAAAAGUCCAGGAACUCUUCAAGCAGUGGGUGAUUAAGAGAAGAGCAACCACUGAGUCCACACGUUCAAACCUUUCUUCAACACUGAAGACUAUGGUAUAAAAUACUGCUGUCAAAAGCACU